Messenger RNA from Plasmodium relictum, 579 nucleotides. RefSeq names its product elongation factor 1-alpha, putative. Lineage: Eukaryota; Apicomplexa; Aconoidasida; Haemosporida; Plasmodiidae. Gene Ontology annotation, biological process: translational elongation; translation. The transcript has a single exon. The record is from RefSeq and is a predicted model, not a curated record. The annotation marks the transcript as partial. Gene Ontology annotation, molecular function: translation elongation factor activity; GTP binding; GTPase activity.
AUGGGAAAGGAAAAAACACAUAUUAAUUUAGUCGUUAUUGGCCAUGUCGAUAGUGGAAAAUCAACUACUACAGGUCAUAUUAUUUAUAAAUUAGGAGGUAUAGAUAGAAGAACCAUUGAAAAAUUUGAAAAGGAAUCAGCUGAAAUGGGUAAAGGUAGUUUUAAAUAUGCAUGGGUUUUAGAUAAACUUAAGGCAGAAAGAGAAAGAGGUAUUACUAUAGAUAUUGCUUUAUGGAAAUUUGAAACUCCAAGAUAUUACUUCACAGUUAUUGAUGCACCAGGUCAUAAAGAUUUUAUCAAAAAUAUGAUUACUGGUACAUCUCAAGCUGAUGUUGCUUUAUUAAUUGUACCAGCAGAAGUUGGUGGAUUUGAAGGUGCUUUUUCCAAGGAAGGUCAAACAAAAGAACAUGCUUUAUUAGCCUUUACAUUAGGUGUUAAACAAAUUGUCGUAGGUGUUAAUAAAAUGGAUACUGUUAAAUAUUCUGAAGAAAGAUAUGAAGAAAUUAAAAAAGAAGUUAGAGAUUACCUAAAAAAAGUUGGAUAUGCAGCAGAUAAAGUUGAUUUCAUUCCAAUAUCUGGC